Molecule: messenger RNA, 1680 nt
Organism: Grammomys surdaster
Lineage: Eukaryota; Metazoa; Chordata; Mammalia; Rodentia; Muridae
Gene: Prdm14
Product: PR/SET domain 14
Exons: 7
Coding region: 1-1680 (559 amino acids)
Biological process (GO): regulation of transcription by RNA polymerase II
Cellular component (GO): nucleus
Molecular function (GO): RNA polymerase II transcription regulatory region sequence-specific DNA binding; protein binding
Source: RefSeq, a predicted model, not a curated record
AUGGCCUUUCUGCCUUCUGGUGAGACCCAGUCCCAGGACAAGGCGAACUACCUGCCCCGGAGUAGCCCCCAGAACCUGACUGCCUACUACGCGUCUGUCCCAGGCCACUUUAAGAACCUCGUCGCCACCACCGAGGAGAAUGUCUGGAAACUGGCAGCUGCAGUGUCUGAGUCCCAGGCGACGGCCCCUCUCAGUGCUUUCGGGACGACUCCUCCCUUGUGGAACCCGGGUCUGCCUGUGCAGAGCACAGAGCCGCUAUACAAUCUGCCCUGGUACAAGUUGUCACCAUGGUACCCAGUUCCCCAAUUUACUCCUGAGGUACCACGAUUUCUAGACAGCACUGAGCAUAGGAGCAGCAGCGGUUCCAGCGGCCAAAAUUUGGUCCCCGUCGGCGGCCAAAUCAACAGAGACCAGUUGUGGGGAGCUGAAAAUUUACUUCUGCCAUCCCCGGUAAUUGCUUCUCUACUACCUGAUGGAAUUAAGUCUUCCCAGUCAAUAUCUGUCCCCCAAACCUUGAACCAAGAGGGGAAACUGUCUUUUCGCGGCUUCAACUUCACAGAGGAGGAACUGCGCUUCGUUCUGUAUGGAGCCAUCGCUAGUCCGGAACACCCAGCUGGCCUACAGCAUGCAAUUUCAGGCAUCCUGGCUCCCACAGAGAGUCCUGGGUCUAAUCAUCUUCGUAAAACACUGGACAAAGACUCCCUUCAGCUUCCGGAAGGUCUCUGUCUCAUGCAGACAGCAUUUGGCGAUGCUCUGCACUUUGGCGUGUUCUGUAGCAACUUCAUUGCCAAAGGAGUGAGAUUUGGACCCUUUCGAGGUAAAGUGGUCAAUGCCAGUGAAGUGAAGACACACAGGGACAAUUCUCGGAUGUGGGAAAUUUUUGAAGAUGGUCACCUGAGCCAUUUUAUUGAUGGCAAAGCUUCUGGGAACUGGAUGUCGUAUGUCAACUGUGCUCGAUUCCCCAAGGAGCAGAACCUGGCUGCCGUGCAGCACCAAGGGCAGAUAUUUUAUGAGAGCUGUAAAGACAUCCACCAGAACCAGGAGCUGCUUGUGUGGUAUGGAAACAGCUAUGAGAAGUUUCUGGACAUUCCCAUGAACCUCCAGGUCACUGAGCACGAAGGCAAGCAGCUGUCUGAGCCCUCUGAGGAGUCCACAGAAGGUUACAGAUGCGAACGCUGUGGAAAGGUGUUUACCUACAAGUACUACAGAGAUAAGCACCUCAAGUACACUCCCUGUGUGGAUAAGGGGGAUAGGAAGUUUCCAUGUUCUCUCUGCCAAAGAUCCUUUGAAAAGCGUGACCGACUCCGGAUCCACGUUCUUCAUGUCCAUGAAAGGCACCGGCCCUACCUGUGUUCAACAUGUGGGAAAAGCUUCUCUCAGUCUUCCAGCCUGAACAAGCACAUGCGAGUCCACUCCGGAGACAGGCCAUACCAGUGUGUGUACUGUACAAAGAAGUUCACUGCUUCCAGCAUACUCCGAACACACAUUAGACAGCACUCCGGAGAGAAGCCCUUCAAGUGCAAGCAUUGUGGUAAAGCUUUUGCAUCCCAUGCUGCCCAUGACAGCCAUGUCCGGCGCUCACACAAGGAGGAUGGCCGUAGCUCCUGCAAUGUUUGUGGGAAAGGCUUCCUGGAUCAAGAGGCUUUCUAUGCCCACAUGAAGCUUCAUAAAACCUGCUAG